Molecule: messenger RNA, 246 nt
Organism: Penicillium nucicola
Lineage: Eukaryota; Fungi; Ascomycota; Eurotiomycetes; Eurotiales; Aspergillaceae
Exons: 1
Coding region: 1-246 (81 amino acids)
Molecular function (GO): oxidoreductase activity
Source: RefSeq, a predicted model, not a curated record
AUGUGGCGACCCUUAAAUGGUCCUGUCGAGGACCAUCCUAUGACUGUGUGUGAUGGUCGAAACAUCGAUCCAUCCGAGCUAGUCGCAAGCGACAUGAUCCGCGGUAACUACACAGGAUCACUUUUAUAUCCGUUGUAUGAGCCAAAAAAGACUCGUCAGUGGUAUUAUAUGAGCAAGCAGAAUGUUGAAGACGUGCUGCUGUUCAAGAGUUUUGAUUCAAAGGAGGGAAUGGUGAAACGUGAGUGA